AGUCAGUGCACUGCCCUCUCUGAACUGAGCUCAGCAGAGGCAGAGAGCGAAAGAGAAGGUGCCCACCGAGCCGCAUUUCUGCUUAUUAUUGUGUACUGCACACUGAAAAGAAACUGGAACAACUUUCCUUAUAUUUAAUUUUUCCAGAUGUCCGUAAAUUACAGUCCAGUGAACUCUGAGUGGACAUUUUGAGCGUUUUUAAGAGUGUUGAGUGUGCGGCACAGGUGAAGAUGGCGAGGCGACCGUCAGGACGAGCGUCGCGCGCACCGGUGCUCGUGUUUCUGCCGCUUCUGCUGCUUACCGGAACUUUAACGGCUCAAGAGUUGCCCAUCAACGGCGUGAACGGAUUCAGCUUGCACCCACCGUACUUUAAUCUAGCUGAGGGGACGAAAAUCACAGCCACAGCAACCUGUGGAGUGGACGAGAACGAGCAGCCGAUCCAGGACCUGUACUGCAAACUGGUCGGGGGGCCUGUGUCAGGGGACCCGAGUCAGACUAUUCAGGGUCAGUACUGUGACAUCUGCUCUUCGCAAGACACAAACAGAGCACAUCCCAUCAGCAACGCCAUCGAUGGCACCGAACGCUGGUGGCAAAGCCCUCCUCUCUCCCGCAGUGCCAAACACAACCAGGUCAACGUCACCCUGGACCUGGGACAGCUUUUCCAUGUUGCAUAUGUGCUCAUCAAGUUUGCCAACUCGCCCCGGCCAGACCUGUGGGUGCUCGAGCGCUCCAUUGACUUUGGCAAAACAUACCAGCCAUGGCAGUUCUUCGCCUCCUCAAAGAGAGACUGUAUUGAGCGGUUUGGCCAGAGGACUAUCGAGCGGAUCUACCAUGAUGACGAUGUCAUCUGCACAACAGAGUACUCUCGAAUUGUCCCGUUGGAGAAUGGAGAGAUUGUGGUGUCUCUGGUAAAUGGACGACCCGGAGCCAUGAACUUCUCCUAUUCUCCCGUUUUGAGGGAGUUCACCAAGGCCACCAACAUCCGCCUACGUUUCCUGCGCACCAACACACUGCUGGGUCAUCUGAUGGGCAAAGCCUUGAGAGACCCCACAGUCACACGAAGAUAUUAUUACAGUAUUAAAGACAUCAGUAUUGGAGGGAGAUGUGUGUGUAAUGGCCACGCUGAGGCCUGUAAUGCUAAAGACCCCAAUGAUCCCUACAAGCUUCAGUGUGACUGCCAGCACAACACUUGUGGCACGUCAUGUGAUCGCUGUUGCCCCGGCUUCAACCAGUUCCCAUGGAAACCAGCCACGACUUACAGUGCCAAUGAAUGUGAACCAUGUAACUGCCACAGACACUCAUCAGAGUGCUACUACGACCCAGAGAUCGACCAGCGCAGAUCCAGUCUGGACAUGCAGGGAGAAUACAUUGGCGGUGGAGUGUGUGUUGAGUGCCAGCAUCACACCACAGGCGUCAACUGUGAACGCUGUAUUCCUGGCUACUACAGAUCGCCUGACCAUCCUCUAGAGUCACCAUUCGCCUGUUCAAAAUGUCAGUGUGAGUCUGAGUUUACCGAGGGCACAUGUGAGGACCGGACCGGACGCUGUUACUGUAAACCCAACUACACUGGCGAGAACUGUGACCAGUGUGCAGAGGGAUACGAACACUUCCCUGAAUGCUACCAGGUGUUAAUCAACGGCGAGGUCAGACCUGCAGGAGAAAACAUCAUUGACUGCGAGUGUAAUGCUGCUGGCACUGAAGGAAACUCCUGUAGGCCGGACCCUCGCACCAAUACAUGUGUGUGUAAACCUGAAUUCACUGGGGAACACUGUGACACCUGCUCUCGUGGAUACUUCAGCAUCAACUGCCAACGCUGUCAGUGUUCAGGCCAGGGUUGCCUAGAUGGCUCCUGUGAUGCAGUGACGGGCCAGUGUGUGUGCCGGAGCGGGUUUCAGGGGUAUUCAUGCGAGCAGUGUGCACCAGGCUACUUCAACUACCCUCUGUGCCAAUAUUGUGGUUGCAGUGUUGCGGGAUCUGUACCUGAAAUGUGUGAUCCGGCCGGUCGGUGUUUGUGUAAGCCGGAGUUCACUGGUCCUCGCUGUGAUCAGUGUCAGUCAGGCUUCCACUCAUAUCCAAAUUGCCAAGUGUGCACUUGUGACCCUCGCACAUCUUUGGACUCCAGCUGUAGUGAGUUGGAUCAGUGUAACUGCAGACCAAACUACAGUGGCCCCAGAUGUCAGCAGUGCGCACCAGGAUACUACUCUUAUCCCAGCUGCACACCAUGUGAUUGCUCAGUGGAGGGCUCUCGCUCCAGCUCCUGUGACCCAGUGUCGGGACAGUGUGUGUGUCUGCCGAACAUCGAGGGUCAGAGGUGUGAUGGCUGUAGUCCUGGGUCAUAUGACUUCCCCCUUUGCCAACUCGGGACAUGUAACCCAGCAGGGUCUGUUCAUAAUGACAUUCUGCCCACUGUGGGCUCUUGUGUGUGUCGGCCAUAUGUGGAGGGAGUGGCGUGUGAACGCUGUAAGCCUCUCUACUGGAAUCUCUCUCCUGAUACAAUCUAUGGAUGCUCAACCUGUGACUGUAAUACUGCAGGAACUUUGAGCGAGGUUGCUGAGUGCACGCAGCACACCGGCCAGUGUUACUGUAAACCCAACGUGUGCAGCGGCACCUGUAAUGUGUGUAAGGAUGGAUUCUUCAACCUUCAGAAGGACAACUACUUUGGGUGCCAAGGCUGCCAGUGUGACAUUGGAGGCUCUGUGGGGCAGGCGUGUGAUGAGAGAUACGGCCGCUGUCGAUGCAGACCCAAUGUGGAGGGACCCAAAUGCAAGCAACCCCGGCCGGAUCAUUACUUUCCUGACCUGCACCAUAUGAAGUUUGAGGUGGAGGACGGUACCACUAUGGAUGGACGUCCGGUGAGGUUUGGUUACAAUCCACUGGAGUUUGAGAGCUUCAGCUGGAGGGGCUAUGCUCAGAUGUCCCCUAUACAGCCUCGGGUUCUGGUGGAGGUGGUGGUUGGCUCUCCAGACCUGUUUCAUGUGGUCUUGCACUAUGUGAACCGCGGGGGUGUGGACGUGACAGGACGGGUCUCUGUGGUUGAGGAUGGCAGACACGUCCUGUGUGGGAACUGCUCUGAACAGUCCAAACAGAUUGUCUUUGCCCCCAGUUCAGAACCAACGUUCGUGAACGUGCCUCAAAACAGCUUUGUGGAGCCAUUCGUCUUAAACCCGGGAACCUGGACUGUUAUCAUUGAAGCGGAAGGGAUUUUGCUGGACUAUCUGGUCCUGUUGCCCAGUGCAUAUUACGAGGCUCCUAUCCUGCAGCUUCAAGUGACUGAGCCCUGUUCAUACAGUCACACACAGGACCCCAAUCAGAACUGUCUGCAGUACAUGUAUUUGUCUCUGGAUGAGUUCCCGUCCAUCUCCAGCAAUGAUGCCAGCUGCAGGUCUGACAAUCACCUGCCCAGACCCUGCCACACUGAAAAGAUCACGCCUCGCCAUCCCAGCAUGGCCAUCUGCAGCGGCAAUGAUAUGAGCGUUUGGCUCCGUGGUCGAGUUCCUGUUCCUGGAGAGUAUGUGUUGGUGGUUGAAUAUGCCAGUGAAGAUCAAGCCCCUCAAAACCUCACAGUGUCUGUCAGCUCAGCAGGUGAAUCCACUCAUCAGGAGCAUAUAACACUGCUCCACUGCAAAUACAGUUUUCUGUGCCGUUCAGUGUCUGUUGAUGACAUGAAGCGUGUGGCCCUCUUCACUGUCUCCGCGAAUGCUGAAAUCCAGCUCAUUGCUGAAAGAAGCAGCUUCUUCCUUCACAAAGUGUUCCUCAUCCCUCGUGCUCAGUUCACCAUGGAGUAUCUGAAGCCCAGAGUUCACUGCAUCAGCACUCAUGGCCACUUCGCUCCAGACAGCGGCUCCUGCAUCCCGUCCCGUUUCCAGAAUCCUCCUCAGUCUUUGGUCCUGAAAGAGGGUCAGGCUUCUUCUGUCGCAGAGCCGAUUCUGGCUUCAGCCCCUGACCCAUCUCUGUAUGCAGACCAACCUAUGACCUCCACACCACCGACUGCAGCAGAUAAUACUGAACACGUGCUUCUGGACACUAGUCAGAACGCUGUGGUGUAUUCAACACGUGUUCAUGCUCUGGGUCGUUAUGUGUUCAUCCUGCAUUACCAUCAGCCCCUGCAUCCAACGUACAACGUCCAGGUCUACAUCAACGGAGGACGCAUAUGGCAGGGCAAUGUCAACGCAUCCUUUUGUCCUCACGGUUAUGGCUGUCGCAGUGUUGUUAUGUCAGAGAAUCAGAUCAUCCUGGAUGUGACAGAUCAUGAGGUGAUCUUGACGCUGCGUGUGCCUGACAGGAAGACACUGUGGCUGGACUAUGUGCUGGUGGUGCCAGAGGGCAGUUACAGCUCCAGCUUUCUGUCCGAGGAGCUGCUGGAUAAAUCCUACGAUUUCAUCAGCAACUGUGGACAAAACAGCUUUUACAUUAACCCCUCCUCAUCGUCUGCAUUCUGCCUGAGCUCUGCCGUGUCUCUGUCUUCCUUCUUCAAUAACGGCGCUGUGCCAUGCGGCUGUCAUGAAGUGGGUGCCGAAAGCGACACCUGCGAGUCUUUCGGUGGACAGUGCAGGUGCAAACCCAAUGUGAUUGGCCGAGACUGUUCCCAGUGUGCCACAGGAUACUACGGCUUCCCCAACUGCAGACCAUGUAACUGUGGUUCGCGUCUGUGUGAGCCUGUGACGGGUGAAUGUAUCUGUCCACCCCGGACCCUCCAGCCGGACUGUGUGACCUGUGAGCCUCAAACAUUCGGCUGCCAUCCUCUGGUGGGCUGUGAGAUGUGUAACUGCUCCAGGCCUGGAGUCACGUCAAUGGACAUCAGCUGUGACACAAACAAUGGGCAGUGCAGGUGCAGAAACAACAUUGUUGGCCGUCAGUGUGACAGGUGUUCCCCGGGUUUCUAUGGUUACCCCAACUGCAGGCCAUGUGACUGCAAUGAGGCGGGAACUGAGAUGAAUGUAUGUGACUCCUUCACCGGACGCUGUCUAUGCAAGGAAAAUGUGGAAGGCCCUCGCUGCGACCAGUGCAAGCUGGGAACGUUUCAUCUGGACCCCACUAAUGCUAAAGGCUGCACCAAGUGCUUCUGCUUUGGAGCCACUGAUCGCUGCCACAGCUCUGACAAACGCCGGAGUGAGAUUAUGGACAUGGCAGGCUGGGUGCUGAUGAGAAGUGACAGACAGGAAGUGCCUGUGUCCACAUAUCUGGAUCAGGAUCUAGUGGAGGCCGAUCUGAGCGAUGUGCCUGAUGUCUCACAGGACCUUCAUUGGCUCGCUCCUCAGGCUUACCUCGGCGAUAAAGUGUCGUCAUAUGGAGGUUAUCUGCGCUACCGUUUACAUACCCAGACGAUGCGAGGUGAUGCUUUCCUGAUGGUCGAAACCAUUCGGCCAGACAUUAUACUCAAGGGCAAUCAGAUGACUCUGGUGUACAUGGAAAGAGAAUAUCCCUCUCCUGAAGACCCCCAUGAGGGCAUCGUCCACCUGGUGGAGGAGAGUUUCAGGCACGCUCAGACUGGGAAUUCAGUGUCUCGUGAGGAGCUGAUGAUGGUUUUGGUGGCCCUGGAGUCUCUUCAGAUCAGAGCACUUCACUCUCAGUCGGCUCAGUCUGUGUCUCUGAGGGCUGCUGUGCUGGAGGUGGCCGAAAACCUGCCCUCUGGUCGCCACGCCAACAAUGUUGAAAUCUGUCUUUGCCCAGGAAACUAUCUAGGAGACUCCUGUCAGCAAUGUGCUCCAGGGUACUACAGAGACAACAAAGGGCUUUUCCUGGGGAAGUGUGUCCCCUGCAACUGUAACGGUCACUCGGAUCAGUGUCUGGAUGGUUCUGGCAUAUGUGUGAACUGCCGCCAUAAUACAGCCGGAAAUCACUGUGAGAAGUGCCUGGGCGGUUUUCAUCAUAACAACACUGUCGAUGGCCACUCGGUGUCCUGUUCCAGCUGCCCCUGCCCUCUGCAAGUGGCUUCAAACAAUUUUGCCAUACGCUGUGUGGAGAAGCCCAAUAAUAUGCGGUGCCUGUGCAUGCCUGGCUAUGCUGGAUCCAAGUGUGAGAGGUGUGCACCAGGUUACUAUGGCAAUCCAGUCGUGAUUGGCAGUACAUGCCAGCCGUGCAACUGCAAUGGAAACUCAGACCCCAACAUGUUGUUCAGCGACUGCCACCCUUUGACGGGCGAGUGUCAGAGCUGCAUGCACAACACUGCUGGACCGCACUGUGAAAUCUGCGCCCCUGGUUUUUAUGGUGAUGCCAUCACUGCAAAGAACUGCACCAGAUGCAACUGUUCUCCUUGUGGCACUGCACAUUGUGACUCUCAUACUGGGCAGUGCCACUGUAAGCCAGGUGUGGUGGGAGCUCGGUGUGAUCGCUGUGAGCAAGGCACAUUUGGCUUCGAUUCCUGCACUGGUUGCAGAAAGUGUGACUGUGAUGCAUCAGCCGCGUUGGUUCAAGCAUGUGACCCUGUUAACGGCGCAUGUUCCUGUCAGCCAGGUGUCAAUGGACCGAACUGCCACCAGUGUGCACCUGGUCACUGGAACUACAGUUCUAAUGGUUGCAGGAAAUGUGAGUGUAAGGGUGGUCGCUGUGACCCUCGCACAGGAGAGUGCAGAUGUACAACAGGUCUGACAGGGAAGCAGUGUGACACGUGUCUCAGUCAGCACAGUGUCCCUGUGCAGAAUGGAGCAGAUAUGCACUGUCAGCCCUGUGACAGCUGUGUGAUGGUGCUGCUGGAAGAUCUGGACAGGAUCAGUCAUUUUUAUGAGUCUGUUGCCAAUCAGCUGACCAGCCUCAACGCCAGCACCAUUGCCUGGACUCAACUAAACCGCCUCAAUGCCUCCAUUGCGGACAUUGCUAAUGCAAUAACAAACUACAACAGCACUCUAGACAAGAGCAGGAAUCGGGCCAGUGUGUUGGAGGGAGAGCUGGAAAUCAUCGACUCAGAUAUUAAAGACUUAGAAGAGAAGGCUUCAGUCACACAAAAGAAAAAAGAUGCUUUAGCGGACAACAUUAACUCCACACACACUAGAGCUCAAGACCUGUUUGGAUUCAUCAAAGGCAUCAUGAGAGAUGUGAAGGACAUUAUUCAGCAGGUGAAUCGGACAACGCAGAACGAGACUCAGGUGAUGGAUGAGAAGGAUCUGGCCAGGAAGAUAGCAGAGGUGGAGUCCAUGCUCCGAGACAUGCGCUUCAGGGGCUUUGACUUCCAAAAGAAUAUAGCAAAAAAUGAGCUGGACCAGGCCAACAAAUUGGUGGAUCGUGUGAAUAAUGAGAUUGCAAACCGGACGUGGAAUAAUGACGCUGUGGCAGAGAACAUCAGAAACAAACUGAAGCAGUUUAAUGAGCAGCUGAUGGACCUGAGAGAUGCAAUGAAUGAAGCCGUCAACAACACUGCACAAACUGUAGAGGCUAACAACAUUAACCAGAAACACUUGGAGGAUCUUCAGAAAAAGAUUAAUAGUCUACAUGAGAAACACAAAGAAGUGGUAUCCCAGCUGCAGAUGGCAGAGGAUGAUGUGACCCAAGUCAAUGACCUGCUCUCUAUGCUCCAGGACUCCAAAGAGGAUUAUGAGCAUCUGGCCGCUCAGCUGGAUGGAGCGAGACAACCCCUAGCUGAAAAGGUGCAGAAGUACGCCCCUGCUGCUAAUAAAAUACCCCUGGUGGAGGCUGCAGAGAAGCACGCUGAUAUGCUGGAUCAGCUCGCCAACAAUUUGUCCAGUCUGAUAUCUAGCUCCAACCAGGACGGUUUCAUACAGCGUGCUCUGAACGCGUCCCGCGCAUACACUAACAUUAUCAACAGUGUGUUGGAAGCUGAGACUACAGCUCUAAAAGCCAAUGAAUCCGCUACUAUGGCUCUGGAGAACAUACGGGACAAAAACCUGCCAGCACAAGCGGCUGCGCUGAAAAAUCAGAGCACUGAGCUUUUGAAGUCAGCGGAGGAACUGAACAACAGCAGUCAGAGUCUAAAGCCACGUGUGGACUCCAUAAAGAAGAGUUUACUUGAUGCUGAAAAGAAGAAAGAAAAGAUGCUUCAAGACCUGAAGGAUAUUCAGAAUAACCUCAACGUCAGCCGAGAUGACAUAGUGAACAACAUCUCAGCAGCUAAGAGUGCGGUGGAGCAGGCUAACAACACGGUGGCUAACGUUAGCGGUACGCUGGCUCCAAUUCAGAAGCAGCUGGAGGAAUGGCAGAAGCAGUACGGAGACUCCAACGCCACCAGCGACGACAUCAACAAAGCCCUCAAUGACGCCAACACAUCAGUGGCGGCACUGAGCGACACUCUUCCAAAGCUGAUCAAGAAGUUGGAUCGCCUGCAGAACACCACGUUUCAGCCGUCCAACAUCUCCGACAGCAUCCAGAGGAUCCGCCAACUCAUUGAGCAAGCACGCAAUGCUGCCAACAAGGUCAGCGUGUCAAUGCAGUUUAAUGGUAAAUCUGGAGUACAAGUGAGGACACCCAGUAAUGUGGCAGACCUUGCAGCCUAUUCAUCUCUCCAAAUGUACAUCAAGCUUCCCAGUGCUCUCAUUAAAAAGAAACGACAAACUGAAGCCACCAACCCCCAGUUUGUCCUCUAUCUUGGAAACCAAGACUCCAGUAAGGAGUACAUGGCAGUGACUCUGAACGGAACGAAGCUGCGCUGGCACUUUAAUGUGGGAGGAAGUUCAGUGGAUGUGCUAAUGGAUGAGGACGUGAAGAACGAUUACUUCAACAAACUCAUCCUGGAGAGGACUCUGCAGUACGGUCAGAUGUCUAUGACUAAGGAUCCGGAUGAGACCAGUAUAAUUAAACACACCAUGGAGGCAGAAGGACAAAAAGGCCUGCUUAACCUUCCAGCUGAGGAGACCGUGUUUUAUGUUGGAGGUUUUCCCAGCACCUUCAGUUUUCUGAGGGUCUUUUAUAAUGUUGUGGGAUCUUUGAUGCCUGGAUCAUUUACGUCAACAAAAAUCAGCAAUGCUGACAUUAAAUCUUUGCAUGUCAUCUUUCAACUUGUCAACAUGAAAAUGCUUGUGAGGCUGGAUCGUUUGACGCUAUACACACUUAACAGCGCUGAACUCAAUUUCACAGGAAAAUACUUCUUAGGGGGAGUGCCAGAAGCUCAGAUGCCCAAUGAUUUAAAGAGCAUCUAUCCCAAGCAUGGCUCCAUCAGGGGCUGCUUCAGAAGCGUAAAGGCCUUGAGGAGCUUUGUUCAAAUGAAGACCAUGCAAAGUUCAGGCAUCAGUUAUGGCUGUCCAGAUGACCUGCUGUUUACUCGUGAGGCUCAUUUCACGGGUGAAGGUUACCUGGGCUUGAAGAUGGAUUAUGUGGAUCUGGCAAACGGCUUCUACGGCGGCAUUGGCUUCAGAACACAACAGCAAAAUGGCCUCAUGUUUUACCAUCAAAACAAGGAUAACGUGUGUCAGGUGAUGUUAGACAACGGUCAUGUGCUGGUCAGCAGACAGAAGGAAGUCAAGUCUCAGAAGACGUACAACGAUGACAACAGUCAUUAUGUUGCAGUUUACCGAGACCAAAUAUUGAGCAUUUAUAUAGAUGAUGUGCUCGAGAGUGUUAGAGAAACUGGUAAUGUAGCUACUAGCAGAAACGCCACUGCAGGAGGGCUUACCUAUGUUGGCGGAACACCGGAGUCAGAUGGCUUGACCAACCUCACCGGCUGCAUCAGCAACUUCUUCAUCAAGAGGUUUGUGCUGCUGAGAAGACUUUUAAGAACGAACCCACAGAUUGUAGAAGAUCUGAAAACAGCUCUAGAGGGACGCAAAUACACAUUCACCUGCCCUGAUGCUUCAGCCCCACUGGAGAUAUUAGAUUCACCACGGCCAAAGAAGCAGAAUGCUCCUGGAAAUUCGAGAAGUCGAAUGGCUCGUGACUCCUGUCAGGGUGACAUGUCUGUUCAGGAGGUCGACGCCCACCAUUUCAGUGGCUCCACCCACGGCUACAUGAGAUUUGAUUCGCUGCCUCAAGCCUUUUAGCAAGCGCCGCACAUCUCCAUCAGUGUGCGCGUGAACUCCUCCAGUGGCCUGAUCUUCCAUGUGGCGGGAGGAAAAGGCCAGAGGAUGAUGGCGCUCUCUGUGUCUGACGGUCAUCUGACUCUGCUGGUCAACGGUGGGAAAAGGAAGACCAGCAUACGCAGCAAAAAGAGAUACAGCGACGGCCUGUGGCACACGGUGUUUGUGAAGGUGGAGGGCGACCGGGGGUCUCUGACUGUGGACGGCAUCGACACGCAGAACAAGAGAGUGUCUGCUGGAGGGAAGAGUGUGUUCGCUGCUCCGCUGUAUGUCGGAGGACUUCCUGUAGACCACAGCGCAGCCACGACUGGAUUCGUGGGCUGUGUUCGGGACCUGAAACUGAACGAGGUGUCUCUUCAAAACCCAUCUGUCAGUGUAGGAGUGACCCCCUGUUACCAGCAGCCCCUGCAACCCGGCGCUCACUUCUCCAGUCAGGGAGGAUUCAUGACCAUCGACGAGUCGCGUUUGGGACAGGACCUGGAGAUCCAGUUGGAGGUCCGUCUGGAUUCAGGCUCAGGGCUUCUGCUGCACACUGGAGCCAAGAAAACACACCAGCUGAGCGUCUAUCUGGAGCAGGGCCAGGUCACUGUGCUGAUGAACAGCGGUAGUGGAGAGUUUUCAGUCAGUCUCACACCUAAAGAGUCACUAUGUGAUGGAGGAUGGCACACUAUUGCAAUUGUGAAGAAGAGCAACGUCAUUCAGCUGCACGUGGAUGCGUUCAGUGAACACGGAGUGGCUCCCAAACAGAGCAGAUCCAACGGGGGCAAAGAGGCCGUGUAUCUAGGUGGUCUGCCAGACACCAUUACAGUGCCUGGUCUCCCAUCCAGCGUCCAGUCUUUCCAGGGGUGCGUGAGGAAAGCCGUACUGAACCACAGGCCCGUCAUGCUCUCCAAACCUCUGUCAGUGUCAGGAUCAGUGGGCACUCAGGGCUGCCCAGCCUAAUAGACCAUCAACCCAUACAUGGACUCUAUCCAAUCAUCAGGUGGUGGGUUUGCAUAGCGGCUAAUUUAAUCAGAUAUUUAUGUUCACUUUGUUUGUGUCGUUUUAAGAAAAGCACUGUGACGCUAUUGAUAAACAUGUUCGCAACUGCAGGGACCAGAUGUAAAGACAGAGCACUGGAUUCUAAUUAUUCACUGGUGUAAUCAUGACCAAACACCAUUAAAUGGGUUUAUAAUCCGACGACUUAAUUGUAUAAAAAAGGCAUUUUCCUAAGUCUAGGGUGUAUUUAAAAGUCACUCAUGAAAUGUUAUUCUUGUCACUUUUGUUAUAUCACAAUUCCAUCAAAUAGCUGUAUUUUUAUUGGCAAUAAAGAUCUCCUUUGUGUUUGAUGCA
Messenger RNA from Danio aesculapii, 11291 nucleotides. It is a transcript of the gene lama5, whose product is annotated as laminin, alpha 5. NCBI's taxonomy places the organism in Eukaryota, Metazoa, Chordata, Actinopteri, Cypriniformes, Danionidae. The record is from RefSeq and is a predicted model, not a curated record. Gene Ontology annotation, biological process: regulation of cell adhesion; regulation of cell migration; cell adhesion. Gene Ontology annotation, cellular component: basement membrane. Gene Ontology annotation, molecular function: signaling receptor binding.